This is a messenger RNA of Theobroma cacao (cacao), 1977 nucleotides long. RefSeq names its product fasciclin-like arabinogalactan protein 8. Lineage: Eukaryota; Viridiplantae; Streptophyta; Magnoliopsida; Malvales; Malvaceae. Gene Ontology annotation, cellular component: plasma membrane. The record is from RefSeq and is a predicted model, not a curated record.
CAUUUCACCCGCAAAACCCUUCACAUUUCCAGCUGUGACCAAAGCACGCCUGCCCCCCUUCACGUGGCCCCAUCCUUUCCAACUAACUGAACCCUGGUUAAAAUCCUAACCCUCUCUUCAGCCCUCCUCCAAAAUCAUUCCUUUUUAGCUCUUCUUUGUUCUUCCACACGGACUCUCACUCUCUGCUUCUUAACUGGCUGAGCUCCGCCGAUCUCUUCAACGUUCACGAUGGGCGCAUUUCACCCACUCAACCUCUUCCUUUUCACACUCUCUUUAGUUGCUAUUACAGCCCAUGCCCACAAUAUUACUGCCAUUCUCGAAGGCUUCCCGGAUUACUCUGUUUACAACAGCUUCCUCUCCCAAACAAAGCUAGCCGAUGAGAUCAACAGCAGAGAAACAAUCACUUGCCUUGUCCUCAGCAAUGGGGCCAUGUCUGCCCUCACGGCCAAACAUCCCCUUUCCGUCAUCAAAAACAUCCUUAGCCUUCACGUUCUUCUAGACUACUAUGACCCGCAAAAGCUCCACCAAAUCUCUAAGGGCACUACCCUCACUACCACUCUUUACCAAACCACCGGAAAUGCCCCUGGAAACCUGGGUUUUGUCAACAUCACCGAUCUCCAAGGUGGAAAAGUCGCCUUCGGCUCCGCCAUUCCCGGGUCCAAACUCGACUCCUCUUACACCAAGUCCGUUAAGCAGAUUCCCUACAACAUCUCUAUCAUUGAGAUCAGCGCUCCGAUUAUUGCUCCGGGGAUUUUAACUGCUCCUGCCCCGUCGGCUUCCGACGUCAACAUCACCGGUUUGCUCGAAAAAGCAGGCUGCAAGACUUUUGCUAGUUUGCUUAUCAGCAGCGGCGUGCUUAAGACUUAUGAGUCCGCGCUUGAUAAAGGUUUGACCAUUUUUGCGCCGUCUGAUGAAGCUUUUAAAGCCGAAGGUGUUCCUGAUCUGAGCAAGCUCACGAAUUCCGAUCAAGUCACGCUUCUACAGUACCACGCCUCGCCAGAGUACAAGCCUAAGGGGACAUUGAAGACGACGAAAGAUCCGCUCAAUACAUUGGCCACAAGCGGUGCUGGAAAGUUCCAUCUGAAAGUUACGACAGCCGGCGACUCUGUCACUCUUCAUACUGGAGUUGGCUCAUCCAGAGUCGCCGAAGCGGUUUUCGACUCACCACCAGUUGUCAUUUUCACCGUCGACAACGUCUUGCUUCCUUCUGAGUUAUUCGGCAAGUCUCCAUCCCCAGCACCUGCCCCGGAGCCAAAUUCUUCUCCUUCACCGACACCAUCUGUGUCUCCAAGUCCAGCUCCAGCAUCCGAAGCACCAUCGCCGCUGGCCGCUUCACCACCAGCUCCACCAACGGAAACUCCCGCCGGAUCACCGGCCGAAGGGCCAGCUGGUUCGUCAGAGAACAGCACCUCGGAUAAUUCUGCUGGUCACGUGAGUGCUCCUCUGUUGCGCACUGUUAUUUUCACUGUCUUUGCCACUGUCGUUUUCUCGGCUCUCUUGUCCUGAACCGUAAUUAUGCCGGUCUGUUAAUUUGUUCUUUUCUUAUUAGUUUUUUUUUUUCUUCGAGUUGUUAUUUAGAGAGGGUUUUUUAUUUUUAAUUUAUUUUGGAUUUUUAAUUAAUGGGGUGUUGGGAAUUGAGAGGGAAGGUGAGACGCAGCUGCGGACUUUGGCAGCAACUGGGUGUGAAGCGGAAUACUGGCACGGUGUUUUCACCUAAACAUUUUUUUUCUUUGUAUUAAUUACAUUUUCCUUAGUGUUUGUUUAUUUAAUCAAUUUUUGCUGUGAGGUUUAAGGAUUAGAUUAGAUUAUUGCAAUUAGCUACUGUGAUGGAAGUGAGAAUUAGGAAUGGGGACUGUUAGCGCACGUGGAUGGCUCCACUUUUCAAUUCUGUAGGGACCAUGGAUUUUAAAAAGAUUUGGGUUUUUAUGUCUGGUCCAUGUCCCCCACGCCCAUAGAAAUAGAGUGGGGUUUUAUUUC